AUGGCAGGCCGCUUCACUAUGGGCCGCAAGCGAGCCUACAACUGGCUUAUUUCGUGCGUAGCCGCGUCCUGUAUGGUGUUAUAUGGCUAUGAUGCAUCAGUUUACAACUCCGUCCAGGGUUCCGACAACUGGAUGGCCUGGUUCAACGAACCUAAUGCCACGAUGAUCGGUUCCAUCAACACGGCUUACACUGUUGGUGCCAUUUUCGGAGGCUUCUUCCUCGGAGGGCCUAUGGCAGACUAUCUCGGCCGCAAGGUCGGAAUGGGAAUAGGUUGCGUUUUCGUCAUUAUUGCAACUUUUUUGCAGGCUUUCGCUCCACGACACAAAAUUGCCUAUUUUAUUGCUGGGCGAUGUAUCAUCGGUAUUGGCCAGGGCAUUGCAUUGACGGCUGGUCCAAUCUAUAUUGGUGAAUUGGCACCUCCAGAAAUCAGAGGCAAGAUUAUGACCUUUUGGCAGAUGUUCUACUCUGUUGGAGCAUUCGUCUGUUUCUGGGUUAACUAUGCCUGCACCAAGAAUGUUGCCAAACUAGGUGAAUGGGACUGGAGACUGGUUGUUAUAUUUCAACUCUUGGUUCCUGUUAUAAUCAUCGCUGCUCUUCCCACAAUCCCUGGCAGUCCUCGUUGGUUCAUCCAGCAUGGAAAUAAUAUCGAGAAGGCACGUAGUGCUCUUCAGAAAGUGCGAGAAACCGAAGAGGAAGUGGAACAAGAACUCACGGCAAUUCGUGAAGCCAUCGAAUAUGAGAGGGAAGCCAUCUCUAGUAACUAUAGCGCGCUUUGGAAAGACAAGUCUCUUCGUAAGCGUAUGGGUCUUGCACUGGUUCUUAACGCCGGCCAGCAAAUCACUGGACAGGGCUCACUCAACAGUUACUCGACAAAGAUCUACCAAAAGGUAUUCACCAGCUCUAGCCAAAUUGCGCUAAUCAAUGCUCUCAAUGCCACUUUUGGAAUCAUUUUCACUCUUAAUGCCAUCUGGAUCAUCGAUCGGUUUGGCAGAAAGUUCCUCUUAAUUGUAGGGGCCAUUGGUAUGGGCAUAUGUAUGAUCAUUGUCGCAGCCGUCGAAACAGAGACACCAACGCUCGCCAGCGGAGCCAAAUCUGAGGCUGUGGGCAUAUCGAUUGUGUUCCUCCUGUUUUUGUUCAUUCUCUUCUACAAACCUUCGUGGGGUGCUACUGUCUGGAUCUGGACCUCCGAGGUGUUCUCCAUGAAUGUUCGUGCACAAGCCGUGGGAAUGGCUUCACAGACACAGAACGUUGCCAACACUAUCUUCCAACAAUUCUUCCCCAUAUUUCUUGAACAUGAUGGAUUCUAUGCAUUUUACCUUUUCGCGGGAAUCAAUUUUCUUCUAGCUGUCUUCGUUUGGCUUUGGAUCCCAGAGACUAAGAAGGUCCCUCUUGAAGAGAUUGACACCCUAUUUGGUGGUGCAAAUCAUGUUGUCCAGGGUGAAGAGGUCCUUGCAACCCAGAAAGCUAUACAAGAAAUUGAGAAGCCAGGUACAGUCACCAUUGAACGAGUCGAUGUGAGGAACUGUCAUUGUACAACAUUCAUUCUCCCCACUUCAACAUUCAAGAAAUCGACCCUUAAGAAAUCAACCAUGUCUACCACCGAAACUGUUACUGGGCAUAGCCAACCAGAUAUUCAAUAUCACCCGGACUAUGAAAAGUACCAAGCACGUACUCGUCGUCGCAAGGAGACGGAAACACUGCAAACCACUUUACCAGCUGGGUUUCCGCAAAAGUUGGUUUCCCCACUCGUUUGGGAGGGGAAAGAAGUCGAGAAACGGAGCGACUGGGUCUACAAGUUGAGCGAUGUUCAAUUAGAUGAAAUCGACGCUGCCUUAAAUAGCUUCAAAGCACUCAAUAAGCCGCUUGGAUCUAUUAACCAGCUGACCUUUCCGCUUCCUUCCUUGCAUCCCAUCCUCAGGCAAUUAUCAAAAGAGAUCCACAGUGGCCAAGGCUUUUUUGUGCUUCGAGGGCUACGUAUCGACAGUUACUCUCUUGAAGAUAAUGUCAUCAUCUACUCCGGCGUCUCCUCUCAUAUUGGAAAUAUACGAGGACGACAACAGAAUACACGAUUGCAAAAUGGAACAUCGCCCGUACUGUCUCAUAUCAAAGAUAUCACCAGUAGUGUUGAAAACGAGAAGAUCGGGGCGCCUUCCAAUACGGCUGAUAAACAGGUUUUCCAUACCGAUGCCGGAGAUAUUGUAUCACUCCUUUGCUUGAGCCCUGCAGCAGAACACGGCGAGAGUUAUCUUUCUAGUAGUUGGAGCGUGUACAACAUCCUUGCACGAGAAAGGCCCGACCUUAUUCACACUCUCUCGCAGGACUGGCCUGUUGAUGGGUUCAACACCCCUCAGAAGCCGUUUACCCUCCGGCCUCUCUUGUAUCAUCAACCAGCUACAGCAACCACUCCUGAGCGGGUGUUGAUUCAGUAUGCCCGAAGGUACUUUACAGGAUUUCUCGCUCAGCCUCGGUCACCUGAUAUUCCCCCUAUCACCGAAGCCCAAGCUGAAGCUCUGGAUGCGUUGCAUUUCUUGGCAGAACAACACAGUGCUUCUUUGGACUUCCAAAAAGGUGAUGUGCAAUAUGUCAACAAUCUAAGUAUCUUUCACGCUCGAAAUGGGUUCAGAAAUGAGCCUGGUAAAGAACGACAUCUUCUCAGGCUCUGGUUGCGUGAUCCUGAAAAUGCUUGGGAUACUCCUGCGCCACUUCAGCACCGUUGGGAUACAGUUUAUAAGGAUAUCACGGUGGAUGAACAGGCAUUUCCGUUGGAGCCAAGCCUUCGAAAGAAUGUUGGGUCUUGA
Molecule: messenger RNA, 2799 nt
Organism: Penicillium taxi
Lineage: Eukaryota; Fungi; Ascomycota; Eurotiomycetes; Eurotiales; Aspergillaceae
Product: putative MFS sugar transporter
Exons: 9
Coding region: 1-2799 (932 amino acids)
Biological process (GO): carbohydrate transport; transmembrane transport
Cellular component (GO): membrane
Molecular function (GO): oxidoreductase activity; carbohydrate:proton symporter activity
Source: RefSeq, a predicted model, not a curated record